AACAGUGACGUGCAACCGACUGACACAGGCUUUUCUAAUGGUGUAGAAGCAGAGUAAACUCCUUGAACACACUGGUCUCAGAUACAAAAAGAAUAAAGUAAAGGCCUUCAAUAUGAAAGUCACACGCUUCAUGCUUUGGCUCUUCUCCAUGCUACUGCUAUCUGUCAGAAGCCAGGCUUCUCAAACAGAAGUCAAAUGUAAUUUCACCAGAAGGAAUUAUGCUUUGAUUCCAGAGGGUAUCAGCAACAAUGUUACCAUCCUUGAUCUCAGUUUUAACCAAAUUACUCUCAAUGAUUCAGAUACCAGGGUGCUACAAAUGUAUUCUUUACUCACUGAGCUCUACUUGAUGGAGAAUAACAUCACUGCCUUAUAUAACAGUAGUUUCAGUAAUCUUUUCAAACUAGAAAUUUUAAAUAUCUGUGGAAAUUCAAUCAGUGUAAUUCAACAGGGUUCAUUUGUUGGCUUAAAUGAACUAAAACAAUUAUUUCUUUGCCAAAACAAAAUAUUACAAUUGACUCCCGAUACAUUUGUGCCUCUAAACAACCUGAAAGUUCUGAAUCUGCAAGGCAAUUUGAUAAGCAUCUUUGAUGCGUCUCAGCUAUUUCAUCUGGAGUUACUAACUCUGGAUGGAAAUCCAUGGAACUGUACCUGCGGUCUACUUGAGCUUCAGAACUGGCUGAAUACAUCUAAUGUGACAUUGGAAAAUGAGAGCAUUACCACAUGUAGCUACCCAGAGGACCUAAAGCACUACAGCAUCAAGUCAGCACCCUUCACAACUGAAUGCCACUCUAAACUUAUUUCCACAAUAUCUGAAGAUUUCCAGUCCAUUAGGAAUUCAUCUUUUAAUAGCUUGUCAAACAACUUAACAUGGAACUCAGAGCACAAGCCUCUUGGGAAAAGCUGGGCUUUCCUGGUUGGUGUUGUGGCCACUGUACUGGUAACAUCACUGCUCAUCUUCAUUGCCAUCAAGUGCCCAGUAUGGUACAAUAUUUUGCUUAGUUACAAUCAUCAUCGCCUGGAAGAGCAUGAAGCAGAAACCUAUGAAAAUGGUUUUACAAGAAACCCAAGUUCUCUUUCACAAAUAACAGAUACAAACUCUGAAGACAUCACAGUAAUAUUUGAACAGCUGCAUUCAUUUGUGGUAGAUGAUGAUGGAUUUAUUGAAGACAGAUACAUAGAUAUCAAUGAAGUACAGGAAGAAAACUAAUUUUAUCCUGUUGAAAUUUUGAAAAAUACUUUCAGUCUAUUUAUAGCUUGGACAAAGAGGUUUUAAUUUGGCAAACAAAACUAUAACCUUCAUAUUAAUUAGUACCUUAUGUUAAUAUCACAAUUAUUAUUUUUACUGUAUUGUACAAAAAAGUCCAAAUGCAGUAAGUCAUACACUGGUAAGCUAAAAGUUUAAUAAUUUAUCUAUACACCAGCAUUUACUAGUGUCAGCAGUGUUCAGGAAACUACAGCCUGCUUAAAACAAGGCCUAAGGACAAUUAUUUGUCAACUAAAAUGAGCAGAUUCUGGUAUUAACAAAUACACAUGCUUCAAUGUCUUAAAUUAUACUAAAAUUAUAAUCAAUAAAGAAAUAUAUAUUUAGAUUUAUAUCAUCAAAGUAAGGAAUGGGAAGCUUUAACUAUAUAAAUGAAUUCACAGAACUAGAGAAUACUUUCUAAUGCUGCCUGAACUUAAAAAAACAAAAUUUCCUCAAAAAUUUGUAGCAAUUUAAAGCACAGGUACAAUGAUUUGGAAUAAUCCCUACUAGUCACUACUGUAUUUGACAGUGAUUGUUAGGAAGAGCUCCACAUACAAUUGCCAUGUUUGAUAUUACAAUGGCUCUUAAACUGGGCAGCAUAACUAAUUACAAAUUUUCUUUAAAAGAAAAAAUUUUUCUCUAUUUCUUUUGGGAGAUUAUUUUUAAAAUCAUUCUGAGCUAGAACUGAGAAUAUUUAAGUAAUCCACACACAUCUCUGUUUCAAUAAACAAAGCAAUGUUUCCCAAAUUGUUUUCUAGAACACUGAUUUUCUACAAUGACACUGACAACCAUUUAUAGAGAAAGAAAAAGGUAUCUGGUUGAAUUACUAAGGAAUCUAAAUCUAAACAUGGUGAAAGAUUUUUUUUUCCUUUAGUACUUAUAGAUUAUACUAAGAUCUGAUAAUUCAAGAGUAAAGUACUGAGUUUUUGAAAGGAGUCUGCAUAGUAUGUGCAAGUCCCUGGGUUUCCUUCCCCUGCCCAUCCUCUGUGUGUAUGUGUAUGUUACAUACAUACACAGAAACAUUAAAAUGUAUUUGAUAAGCAAAUCCUUUCCUUUUUAGGAAGAAAAGCUAAUAGCUCACAGCAUAUUAAUAGAUCAAAUGACACAUUUUGAAAACGUAGGCCUAACAUAGGAAGGGUCUAUCUAAAGUGAAAUGUUUACCAAUUCUCUUAUAAUAACUUAGCUGCAAAUAUGAUUUUAACAACUUAACAGUUUAAAGAGUGGAAUUAAAAAACAGCAAAAUCUGUAUUUUACCAUUGUAUAUGUGAAAAAAAAAACUAAGUGUCUUUAUCUGCAUCCUUUAGAAAUGAGGCUAUCUGUAAAACACUGAACUGCACUUAUGGAUGAAGUAGUAAAACACAUUUUCUGUGUUUUUCUUUGUCUGCACACAUGGGAAGGGAAAGAGUUGAAGAUAGAACACAGCUAGAAAUGUGAUGACAGAACCUGAAUCAUAAUACAUGAGUAUACAAUGCUCUGAUUUUCCAAUUUCUCUUUAAUAAAAAUAUUCAAAAGAAUGUACAUGAUACCUUCUUACAAAAAAAGACUAAUAAUGAACAUCUUUUCAUAAUUUGCAAAUAAGGCUCAUCAAUGACAAUUAAUGCACAAAGCCUACUGGUUAAUAACUCCUUCCAUUAAAGUGGAACUGAAGAUCUACUUAAAAGCCUAGGUUAAAAAUCUAAGUGGCAGAUAUAAUUCAACUUAGAGUUUAAGUCUUUAGAAGGAGAAAUCAUAUUUAUAAACUGGGUAGUCCUUUCUUUUGUAUAAAAUUUAGCUCCAUGGAAGUAAAUAAGACAGCAUAUAUUUGACAUUUAUGUAAAUUUUAUAUUAAGAUGUUAUGAUAAAUUAAGAAAAGAUGAUAUUUUUUACUACAAAUAUAUACUUUAAAUGUAAGAGUUUAGUAAGAUGCCAGUUGAGGUUCUUGUCUGUAGUACCAGCACUUGGGAGGCUGAGGCAGAAAGACCCUCUGAGUUUGAGAUAGCCUACGCUACAGAGUAAGAUAUUGACUCAUAAGAAUCCAACAAUUAAGUGCUGGAGAGAUAGCUCAGUGGUUGGGAGCACUAAAUGCUCUUCCAGAGGCCCCAGGUUCAGUUCUCAGCACUCACAUGGUAGCUCACAGCUCUCUGUGGCUCCAGUUCCAGGGACUCCAAUGCCCUUGCAAAACAUAUACGCAAGCAGAAUGCCAGUGCACAUGAAAUAAAAAUAAAUAAAAAUUUAAUCUAACAAUUAAUUAACAAAAGCAAAAUAAAAGAGAAAAAGUUAAAAUUUUACAAGAAAAUAAAUGACUCACAAGUUAAACCACCUACCAAAACUCACUUAUGCAUAUGAACUUACGCUUGUCUUUCGGUAAAUAUGACAUCCAUACUUUGUGUUUCUCGAUCAUUUUGAGCUUUAAGCUGUGUAAACAGUUAAUACAGACAUUAUUCAUUAAAAAAAGAGUAACUACC
Molecule: messenger RNA, 3687 nt
Organism: Arvicanthis niloticus (Nile rat)
Lineage: Eukaryota; Metazoa; Chordata; Mammalia; Rodentia; Muridae
Gene: Lrrc19
Product: leucine rich repeat containing 19
Biological process (GO): positive regulation of non-canonical NF-kappaB signal transduction; interleukin-8 production
Cellular component (GO): plasma membrane
Molecular function (GO): protein binding; signaling receptor activity
Source: RefSeq, a predicted model, not a curated record